This is a messenger RNA of Quercus robur (English oak), 1811 nucleotides long. Its product is annotated as FBD-associated F-box protein At3g52670-like. Bases 250 to 1608 code for a protein of 452 amino acids. The record is from RefSeq and is a predicted model, not a curated record. The transcript is spliced from 3 exons. Lineage: Eukaryota; Viridiplantae; Streptophyta; Magnoliopsida; Fagales; Fagaceae. Gene Ontology annotation, molecular function: protein binding.
CAGUCUCCACCGCAAACCACUCUGUCUCUGCUACGGCUAAAGGUAUUUCCUUUCUCUUUUGGGGUUUGUAUAAAUCUUUCAAUUUCUUCUCUUUUGGGAUUUUGGGGGGUUUUCUUUUAAAUUCUGUGAUUAAUCCAAGCAGAUAAAUAUUUGACAGUUUCCAUGAUAAAAAAGUUCAUAUGGUCAUGAUCCAGCCAUACAAAAAAGUUAAUGUCUUUUCUCUGAACCAGAAGAAGAAUUGAAGAAGCAAUGGUACGAAAUAAAAAGAGGGAUAGGAUCAGCAAUCUACCUGACCUUCUCGUCUCCCAUAUCCUUUCCUUCCUCACUACCAAAGAGGCUGUGGCCACAAGCAUUUUAUCGAGCAGGUGGAAGACUCUCUGGACUCUUGUCCCCAAUCUCGACUUGGAUGAAGAUGAAUUUGAGUGGAUAUUGUCAGAUGAAAAGCAAAAUCGUAAAAGAAAAAAGCGGGUUUGCCGAAGCGGUUUUACAUUUGUGCAGAUUGUCUCUAAGAUCUGGGCUCUUCGCAAUGCAUAUCCCCUACAAAAGUUUUACCUCAACUGGCUUUAUGAUUGUGACCCAAUACAUGUCGAUAAGUGGGUCAGCACUGCAAUCACAAGUGUCUUGGAAGAGCUCACUCUUAACAUUUGUCCUCACCUACCUUUCGACAUUCCCAGUACCCUUUUUAAUUAUUGUAAAACAUUGGUGGAUCUGAGACUACAUGGCAAUAUUAUUGUUGAUCCUCCGCCUUCAUCCCUCGGCUUCCCAAGUCUCAAAAUUUUGCAUCUUCUUGGAGUCCAGUAUGCCAACCACGACUCUUUCUCAAGAUUCCUCACUUGCUGCCCGAUACUCGAAUAUUUGUAUUUAAAAGUGAUUGAAAUGGACGAGGAAUGCAAUUUUAUAAUCACUCUACCUACAUUGAAAAGAUUAGAUUUAAAUAUGCAAGAUUUCUUAUACAAACUUGAGAUAAACGCCCCAGCUCUCGAGUAUCUAGAAUUCGUGGGUUUUCUGCAUAAAGUCGUAUUGUUGGAAAAUCUGUCCAAUUUAGUUAAAGCGGUCCUUUUUGUUUCUUAUGACUCUGAAGUAGGUGAUACUGAAGAUUAUGGAAAUAGGGUAAUGGACUUCAUCAGAGCACUCUAUAACGUUAAAUCCCUGCAUUUGGGCUCAUUCACCACAGAGUACCUUUGCAAUGUUCCUGAAUUUGAUCCUCCCAUGUUUCAUAAUUUGGCUUUCUUUAAUUUUGAUUUUCAUUGUUGUAUACCGCAUGUGUUACCACUCUUGCUUCAACGGGCUCCUCAGCUUGUAGUACUGACCUUAAAUAGAGACAAAGGUCACCUUCAUUCUACUAGUGAGCAAGAAUCUCUUAAAUGGAAUUUCUCUGAGUAUGUUCCUAAAUGUUUGUCAUCCCACCUUACAGCUCUUCAGUUUAAAGGAUUUAAAGGGCUAAAGGAUGAGCUGGAACUUAUUGGACAUAUCCUGCAGAUGGCAAGAGUCUUAAAGACAAUGACGCUCUCUUCUGAUCCUUCAAUUGAAAAAGAGAAGAUUCGUGUUCUCAAGGAAUUAGUAAUGUUCCCCAGGCAUUCUAGCACUUGUCAAAUUACAUUUAACUGAUGUGCACUUCCUUCACUGUCAUUAGCAGCCAUUUUUAUUGGUGGUCCCCCCUUGACUUUUUCUUCUUUCUAUGAAAUACUGUAUGUUUGUUCUGUGUCAAUGUGUGAAUGUGCAGUGCUGCAACUCUAAUUGGUGUACUGUGUGCAAAUUGUGUUAUCUUUGUGUGAGAUAUUGAUGAUAUAAAAGAGAAUUACGUGUUUGUA